GAAUCAGGAAGUUCAGCAGUUGGCGACUCAGUCAAGUACAGUAGGCAAAAAUAUUGAACUGUCAUGGAAUAAGGUAUUUGGCGUCUCUCUGCCGCUGUAUUUACAAUAUUUUAUUGAGGAUGGAUUCUUGACAACUACAAAAACUGUACGGCAACAUUCUAUUGGGGUAAAAAAAAAAAAUCAAAGAUAAGACCCGACAAUGAUGAUGCCAGAAUGCGACCCGACAGAGACAUUCGAACGCGCGUUGGACUCAGAGACAACUGCGGUUUCUCCACUGGAGUCAAAUUUCUCCACUGUACAUCGUCCGAGUGUGUUAUUUGAAAAGAACACCGCGAGCUUGGGAUUCCAGGCUAACCCGGGCGUUGCCGUUCGAAUUUCGGACUCGUGUGAAAGCGUCUUGACCGAGCUUGAGGUGGACGGCUCCGGCGAAGACGCGUUGCUGUUGCCUUGCUUUGUUGGAAGCUCGUCCCCGUCGAGAAGUUCCCGAGACAAGAACAGACGGAACAGACACAGCUCAUCGUCGGAUAAAGACACGUUAGCCUCACCGGGUAUCAACAAUGGGGACUUCAACCAUUUCCCCGAUGAUCCUGAGUUUGCAGAUAUUAUUCAAAGGGCAGAACAGGCUAUUGAGGGUGGCGCCUUUCCAGAGAGGAUUUCCCAGGGCUCCAGUGGGAGUUACUUUGUCAAAGACCCAAAAGGGAAAGUCAUCGGUGUUUUCAAACCAAAGUCAGAGGAACCCUACGGUCAUCUAAAUCCCAAAUGGACCAAAUAUUUUCACAAGCUUUGCUGUCCGUGUUGUUUUGGGCGAGGUUGCUUGUUGCCAAAUCAGGGUUACCUCUCAGAAGCUGCUGCUUCGCUAGUGGAUAGCAAACUGGGCCUUGGUGUGGUGCCAAAAACAAAGGUGGUGUAUUUGGCCAGUGAGACCUUUCAUUACAGUGCCAUAGACAGAGCCAAAUCCAGAGGGAAGAAGUACGCUUUAGAGAAAGUACCCAAGGUGGGACGACGCUUUCACAGAGUGGGCUUGCCACCAAAGGUGGGCUCAUUUCAGCUGUUCGUAGAGGGUUAUCGCGAGGCAGACUAUUGGCUGAGGCACUUUGAGGCAGAACCUCUGCCAGAGAACAUCAGAAAGCAGCUACAGUCACAGUUUGAGCGGCUGGUCAUACUGGAUUAUGUAAUCCGAAACACAGAUCGAGGAAACGACAACUGGCUGAUCAAGUAUGAGAAGCCAGGAGAGUGCGACGGACCAAAGGAUACAGAGUGGCCAGAAAACAUUUCCAAGCCUUGCAUCAAGAUUGCAGCCAUUGACAAUGGCCUGGCCUUUCCCUUCAAACACCCUGAUGAAUGGAGAGCUUACCCCUUUCACUGGGCGUGGCUGCCCCAGGCUAAGGUUGCUUUCUCCCAGGAGACCAGAGAGCUGGUGCUGGCCCGUCUCUCGGACAUGAACUUUGUGCAGGACCUUAGUGAGGACCUCUAUGAGAUGUUCAUGAGAGACAAAGGCUUUGACAAGACCAUGUUUGAGAAACAGAUGUCGGUGAUGAGGGGGCAGGUGUUGAAUCUCACCCAGGCUCUUAAGGAUGGCAAGAGCCCGCUACAACUAGUGCAGAUGCCCCGUGUGGUGGUGGAGCGCAGCCGGUCAGGUGGCCAGGGCCGCGUUGUCACUCUGGGCAAUGCCUUCACCCAGACCUUCCACUGCAAGCGACCCUUUUUCUCCUCUUGGUAGAGAAGGAACAGCAACUGCUGGUGGUAUUUUUCUGAAGGCAAGAAGUGGGAAAGGACUAAACCUUCUUAUAAACUGUUGGUAUAUAUUCUAACAAAGUGAGGGAAUAUUUUGAAGUAAGAGAAGUGAGAUGGUGAAUGUUUUUCCCUUAUAGUUUGUUCCUAGCUUUAGUGAUGGCAAUGUAUGAUCAAAAUAUGACAGCUGGAAAGUAUGAAUUUCAAAUGUUUCAUCGAGAAUUUAAGGCUUAAUAGGAUAAUCAGUGUGAACAGGCUUUGCUUUUUGUUUUGACACAAAGUGUCAACACAGUUACAUACUAUUCUGCCAGUGGAUUGAGAUGACUAUAACGAUGAGAUGCAACACCUCUGUGGUUUACCAGUGUUUUACAUUCUGAUUCCUAUUCCUUAAAAAGUGCAUUCUAGAAGAUAGUCCAAAAAUAUUCACUCUGCCUUGUAGCAUACAUACAGAAAUGUUAGUGGAUAUCAUUUUCCCCCACUAAAGUUGAUGAAUCCAGCGUUCUUUGCUAAGUGUUGAACAAACACAAAGCCAAAGUCUUCAACCAUUACAGUAAUACUGCCAAACUGUUUGUAGAUGGACUGUUGAAAACCCCCAAGAAAAAAAUAUAUUCUUGUUCAAACUUGAAUUUGUACCUCGACGGAGGAAGCGAAGGACUUGGAAUAACCAUUAUGCUUGAAUGUAAUGUUUACUAUUUAUACUAUUGUCCCUAUACAUUUCACUGGGGGCGAAUACUGUCAGAUCAAUCUUACACUGAAUGUAUCUGUUCUUUGGCGUGUAUUUACAUCACGGCAUGGAGAAUGGCACCCUGAUAAUCCCGUGUUGUAAUUUAUUUAACUAGAAAAGUCAGUGCCAUGAAUUUUGUCUUAUGCAUCUUGACAUUUUUAUUACAUGAUUGUAUGGGCAGAGUUGUAUAUUUAACACAAUAACAUUUGGGAGCAUUUAAUCUGUGUUUUGUGGGAUUUUGUGUCUGUUUUUAUGUUUUGCUCAUUUUGGCCGUAACGAAAGACAUGAAGUCUUCUUCACUAUCUUACAAGGGAAAUUCAAUUUUUAAUUAUAUUUAUUGAUAAAGGAAAAUAUUAAGUUGUCUCUGAUGACCCAGCUUUAUUUUCUCAUCAGCUACUCGAUAUACACUGAACGAAAAUAUAAAUACAACAGUUUCAU
Messenger RNA from Corythoichthys intestinalis (scribbled pipefish), 2893 nucleotides. RefSeq names its product phosphatidylinositol 4-kinase type 2 beta (gene pi4k2b). The record is from RefSeq and is a predicted model, not a curated record. The coding region runs from base 200 to 1720 and encodes 506 amino acids. Gene Ontology annotation, cellular component: trans-Golgi network; lysosomal membrane; plasma membrane. Gene Ontology annotation, biological process: endosome organization; phosphatidylinositol phosphate biosynthetic process; Golgi organization. The transcript is spliced from 11 exons. NCBI's taxonomy places the organism in Eukaryota, Metazoa, Chordata, Actinopteri, Syngnathiformes, Syngnathidae. Gene Ontology annotation, molecular function: 1-phosphatidylinositol 4-kinase activity.